CGCUCUGUCACCCAGGCAGGAGUGCAGCGGCACGAUCUCAGCUCACUGCAGCCUUCACCUCCCGGGUUCAAGCGCUCCUCCUGCCUCAGCCUCCUGAGUAGCUGGGAUUACAGGCAUGUGCCAUCACACCCAGCUAAUUUUUGUAUUUUUAGUAGAGACGGGGUUUCACCACGUUGGCCAGGCUGGUCUCAAAUUCCUGACCUCGUGAUCCACCCGCCUCGGCCUCCCGAACUGUUGGGAUUACAGGCGUGAGCCACCGUGCCUGGCCAGAACUGCACACUUAAACGUGUUCGAGAUGGUAAACUUUAGGCUAACCUUGCCGCGGGCCGAGCCCUGCCUCGCCAUGGACCAGGACUAUGAGCGGCGCCUGCUUCGCCAGAUCGUCAUCCAGAAUGAGAACACGAUGCCACGCGUCACAGAGAUGCGGCGGACCCUGACGCCUGCCAGCUCCCCAGUGUCCUCGCCCAGCAAGCACGGAGACCGCUUCAUCCCCUCCAGAGCCGGAGCCAACUGGAGCGUGAACUUCCACAGGAUUAACGAGAAUGAGAAGUCUCCCAGUCAGAACCGGAAAGCCAAGGACGCCACCUCAGACAACGGCAAAGACGGCCUGGCCUACUCUGCCCUGCUCAAGAAUGAGCUGCUGGGUGCCGGCAUCGAGAAGGUGCAGGACCCGCAGACUGAGGACCGCAGGCUGCAGCCCUCCACGCCUGAGAAGAAGGGUCUGUUCACGUAUUCCCUUAGCACCAAGCGCUCCAGCCCCGAUGACGGCAACGAUGUGUCUCCCUACUCCCUGUCUCCCGUCAGCAACAAGAGCCAGAAGCUGCUCCGGUCCCCCCGGAAACCCACCCGCAAGAUCUCCAAGAUCCCCUUCAAGGUGCUGGACGCGCCCGAGCUGCAGGACGACUUCUACCUCAAUCUGGUGGACUGGUCGUCCCUCAAUGUGCUCAGCGUGGGGCUAGGCACCUGCGUGUACCUGUGGAGUGCCUGUACCAGCCAGGUGACGCGGCUCUGUGACCUCUCAGUGGAAGGGGACUCAGUGACCUCCGUGGGCUGGUCUGAGCGGGGGAACCUGGUGGCGGUGGGCACACACAAGGGCUUCGUGCAGAUCUGGGACGCAGCCGCAGGGAAGAAGCUGUCCAUGUUGGAGGGCCACACGGCACGCGUCGGGGCGCUGGCCUGGAAUGCUGAGCAGCUGUCGUCCGGGAGCCGCGACCGCAUGAUCCUGCAGAGGGACAUCCGCACCCCGCCACUGCAGUCGGAGCGGCGGCUGCAGGGCCACCGGCAGGAGGUGUGCGGGCUCAAGUGGUCCACAGACCACCAGCUCCUCGCCUCGGGGGGCAACGACAACAAGCUGCUGGUCUGGAAUCACUCGAGCCUGAGCCCCGUGCAGCAGUACACGGAGCACCUGGCGGCCGUGAAGGCCAUCGCCUGGUCCCCACAUCAGCACGGGCUGCUGGCCUCGGGGGGCGGCACAGCUGACCGCUGUAUCCGCUUCUGGAACACGCUGACAGGACAACCACUGCAGUGUAUCGACACGGGCUCCCAAGUGUGCAAUCUGGCCUGGUCCAAGCACGCCAACGAGCUGGUGAGCACGCACGGCUACUCACAGAACCAGAUCCUUGUCUGGAAGUACCCCUCCCUGACCCAGGUGGCCAAGCUGACCGGGCACUCCUACCGCGUGCUGUACCUGGCAAUGUCCCCUGAUGGGGAGGCCAUCGUCACUGGUGCUGGAGACGAGACCCUGAGGUUCUGGAACGUCUUUAGCAAAACCCGUUCGACAAAGGUAAAGUGGGAGUCUGUGUCUGUGCUCAACCUCUUCACCAGGAUCCGGUAAACCUGCCGGGCAGGACCGUGCCACACCAGCUGUCCAGAGUCGGAGGACCCCAGCUCCUCAGCUUGCAUGGACUCUGCCUUCCCAGCGCUUGUCCCCCGAGGAAGGCGGCUGGGCGGGCGGGGAGCUGGGCCUGGAGGAUCCUGGAGUCUCAUUAAAUGCCUGAUUGUGAACCAUGUCCACCAGUAUCUGGGGUGGGCACGUGGUCGGGGACCCUCAGCAGCAGGGGCUCUGUCUCCCUUCCCAAAGGGCGAGAACCACAUUGGACGGUCCCGGCUCAGACCGUCUGUACUCAGAGCGACGGAUGCCCCCUGGGACCCUCACUGCCUCCGUCUGUUCAUCACCUGCCCACCGGAGCCGCAUGCUCUUCCUGGAACUGCCCACGUCUGCACAGAACAGACCACCAGACGCCAGGGCUGAUUGGUGGGGGCCUGAGACCCCGGUUGCCCAUUCAUGGCUGCACCCCACCAUGUCAAACCCAAGACCAGCCCCAAGGCCAGACCAAGGCAUGUAGGCCUGGGCAGGUGGCUCGGGGCCACUGGCGGAGCCAGCCUGUGGAUCCAAGAGACAGUCCCCACCUGGGCUUCACGGCAUCCUUGCAGCCACCUCUGCUGUCACUGCUCGAAGCAGCAGUCUCUCUGGAAGCAUCUGUGUCAUGGCCAUCGCCCGGCGGUCAGUGGGCUUCAGAUGGGCCUGUGCAUCCUGGCCAAGCGUCACCCUCACACUGGAGGAGGAUGUCUGCUCUGGACUUAUCACCCCAGGAGAACUGAACCCGGACCUGCUCACUGCCCUGGCUGGAGAGGAGCACAACAGAUGCCACGUCUUCGUGCAUUCGCCAACACGUGCCCUCACAGGGCCAGCGUCCUCCUUCCCUGCGCAAGACUUGCGUCCCCCAUGCCUGCUGGGUGGCUGGGUCCUGUGGAGGCCAGCAGCGGUGUGGCCCCCGCCCCCAGGCUGCCUGUGUCUUCACCUGUCCUGUCCACCAGCGCCAACAGCCGUGGGGAAGCCAAGGAGACCCAAGGGGUCCAGGAGGUGGGCGCCCUCCAUCCUUCGAGAAGCUUCCCAGGCUCCUCUGCUUCUCUGUCUCAUGCUCCCAGGCUGCACAGCAGGCAGGGAGGGAGGCAAGGCAGGGGAGUGGGGCCUGAGCUGAGCACUGCCCCCUCACCCCCCCACCACCCCUUCCCAUUUCAUCGGUGGGGACGUGGAGAGGGUGGGGCGGGCUGGGGUUGGAGGGUCCCACCCACCACCCUGCUGUGCUUGGGAACCCCCACUCCCCACUCCCCACAUCCCAACAUCCUGGUGUCUGUCCCCAGUGGGGUUGGCGUGCAUGUGUACAUAUGUAUUUGUGACUUUUCUUUGGAUUUGUUUUGUGUUUUUGUUGACUAGUCCUGGAAAUGUUUGAGGCUAGACGGGGAGGGGCCAGGACCCACCCACUGCUCCUGGGGGAUGAGGUCCUGGUUUUAAAGCCCCGUCAUUUCAAGCGGGUCGAUCUUCCACAUUCACUGGAGAGACUCUCCCCACCUCUGUCUGGGUGGGGCGCGGACCCCUCACUGUGCGCCUGUGCAGGGGGUGCUGGUGCACGUGGCAGUGUGGAUUUCCAGUGGUCACGGUCUUACUGUUUCAAGGUUUUUAAAUAAGAAAACCAACCCUGCCUUCGCCCAUGCCCGCCCCUGCCCGCAGUUGCCAAAGAGCCGCCUUGUCGCUGUGGGCGUCAGGGCUUGGCUGGCUCAGUGCACAACCCACAGUGGCCUUCAGAGGCUCCUCCUGGGACUGGGAACCGCCGCAGGGCCAGGCGGACGGCGUGAGGUUUGUGUUGGGGCUGGUUCUGCCCAUGCUAGGGGGUGGGGGAGCUCCCAGGACAGACCAGCCUUGUUUCUCAUGUAAUGCAGUGACGCUGUCAUUAAACACGUGGAUUCAUGUGUGGCCGGGACUGGCUGGCUCUAGGUCCCCGGCUCGGGUGGGGUCACACGGUCCUGCCCUAGAGUCCCCAUCUGGCCCUGGAGCUGCAGAAGCAGCUUCUGAGGGGCUUCCCAGGCCUGCAUUUCACAGAUGGGGAGCUCAGCCCUCGAAGGCCGCAGAGACGCCUCCCAGGCCCGUCUGCCAGGGCGCCGGCCACAAUCCUGCAGGGCCAAGGACUGGACUCCAGGCAAGUCCCUGCGCUCCAGCUGGACGGCCCUGUUCCAGGGAGGAGGUGCUCGGUUGACACCAUCAGGGAGGGAGGGUGGGCACUGCUGGGCUGAGUUCACCCCCAGGGCUGGCCAGAUGGGGCCAGGAGGGACAGAGCAAGGGGGGUGAAGGCCGUGGUGGGAGGGUCCCAUGAUGAUGGGCCAGGGCUCGUGUAGAAAUGGGGGAAUUGGUUCCCCAUGGCCCAGGACAGCUGAGAGGAGGUGGAGGGGCCCCAGGGGAGUGUACGUCAGGCUUUGCGGGGCACGGGGGCCACUCAGCAGCGCUGGGGCAGGUGCCUCUGCUGUCAGCUCCACCCGACAGGCAGACGAAGGCCAGUGGGGCCAUCGCUUCCUGGGGCGACCCUGGCAGUGGUUGGGAGACGCCCAGAUGGAGGGGGAGGCUGACCAAGGGCCCCGCAGGGCGGGCUGCAACUUUUCUGUUGAUCCUGGAAUGUAGCUGGUGCAGUGAGAGGGAAAGAGAAUUGAAAAACUCAGGCUGCCAUAGGUUCUGCGAUGAGAGGUGCAGGAGGCAGGAGCCUGGCCCAGGGGGUGCUGGUGCCUCCCCGGGGUCUGGGCGGAGAGAACAGGAGGAAUGGCUGGGAAGUGGCUGAGGGAGCCAGGAGGCCGGGGGGCCGGGGGCUGCAGGGGAGGCUGUGGGGGUCCUGGCAGCCAGGAGGCCCCAGGUGGUUUUGAGGCUCGCUCUUGCGCGGUGCCUGAGAAGAGGGUGAAGGAGCUGGGGCAGGCCCCAUCCUGGGCAUUGGAGAUGAUGAAACCGAGCAGACCUGGCCCAUGUGGAGCUGGCAUGGGGGACACAGCCCAGAGACAGAGAAGCUUAUGAGGAAGUGAGGAGGUGGCGUCACAAGGGUGGGGAGGGGGCCUUGGGGAAGGGCGGCCUUGGAUCAGAGGCUCACCACAAGCCUGGCAUUUCAGCCAGGGCUGGAGAAGGCAGGGACGCCUGGGUGAGAGGCAAAGGGCACAGCCAUGCAAAGGCCCUGGGGCAGGACGGCACCUGGUAUGCGGGAGGAACAGAGUGAGGAGAGGAGGGCAGGGCGUGCAGGGCCUUGUGGGCCUCAGGGAGGACUUGGGCACCUACGCCGAGGGAGUGGAGCUCCUGGGUGCGUGUCCAGAUGGGAAAGGCAGGGUCGUAUCUGUGGGGACCUGACAAGGGCAGGGGAAGCGGAGACCAGGGUGCAGGCUCCGCCCCCACCCAAGGCCGGGCCCAGCCAGAGGAGGGGCAGGGCAGGGCAGGAGGUUUCUGGAUGUUUGUUGGGUUUGGUUUGGUUUUGUUUUGUUUUGUUUAUUGUGGUAAAAUACAAAAUCUACCGUCUUACAGUGA
This is a messenger RNA of Homo sapiens (human), 5332 nucleotides long. RefSeq names its product fizzy and cell division cycle 20 related 1 (gene FZR1). Gene Ontology annotation, biological process: positive regulation of cell population proliferation; protein ubiquitination; negative regulation of cellular senescence. NCBI's taxonomy places the organism in Eukaryota, Metazoa, Chordata, Mammalia, Primates, Hominidae. The record is from RefSeq and is a predicted model, not a curated record. The transcript has 14 exons. Gene Ontology annotation, molecular function: ubiquitin-protein transferase activator activity; anaphase-promoting complex binding. Gene Ontology annotation, cellular component: nucleus; cytoplasm. The coding region runs from base 296 to 1834 and encodes 512 amino acids.